ACUUGGUGUGUGGCUAGACCUUCAUCAGAUGAGAUGGCACUUGAGCAAAACAUAGUUUUUGCAUGUAAAUAUGUGAAUUGCAAUAUAUUUAACGAGGGUGGUCCUUGUUUUUCACCAGAUAAUUCGAUGAAUCAUGCUUCUAUUGCCAUGAAUUUGUACUAUCAAUCUAAAGGAAGGAAUUUUUGGAAUUGUUACUUUGGUAAUUCUGGCCUUGUUGUCUUGACUGAUCCAAGUAAGUCCUACCUGUCAAUUUUAUAU
Molecule: messenger RNA, 258 nt
Organism: Solanum tuberosum (potato)
Lineage: Eukaryota; Viridiplantae; Streptophyta; Magnoliopsida; Solanales; Solanaceae
Product: major pollen allergen Ole e 10-like
Exons: 2
Source: RefSeq, a predicted model, not a curated record